This is a messenger RNA of Salvia splendens (bonfire salvia), 393 nucleotides long. RefSeq lists its product as uncharacterized. Lineage: Eukaryota; Viridiplantae; Streptophyta; Magnoliopsida; Lamiales; Lamiaceae. The transcript has 2 exons. Bases 1 to 393 code for a protein of 130 amino acids. The record is from RefSeq and is a predicted model, not a curated record.
AUGUCGCCCCAAAGGCUAGUGUUUGGCAAGAUGUUCCACCUCCCUGUCGGCGUUGAACAUAAAGCUUAUUGGGCAAUCAAAGAAAUGAAUAUGAAGCCCCAGGCUUGUGAGGAGGAGAGAAAGCUCCAACUGCAAGAGCUGGAGGAACUUAGACUUGAGUCGUAUGACGCAGCGAUGUGGCUCAAACUGAUGCUCGGGAAGCUAAAGUCCAAAUGGAUAGGACCCUACACAAUCGUCGGCCUCAGAGCGAAUGGAGCCGUGGAAAUUCAGGGAAGUACCCCUAACUCUAUUCCAUUUCCUCUUAAUGGUCACAAAGUCAAAGUGUACAGGGAUAGUUCAGAGAUGUGCGUGGUGGAGGAAAUUCCACUACGCAUGCUCUCCACUGUUGCCUAA